Molecule: messenger RNA, 1221 nt
Organism: Penicillium diatomitis
Lineage: Eukaryota; Fungi; Ascomycota; Eurotiomycetes; Eurotiales; Aspergillaceae
Product: TatD family hydrolase
Exons: 1
Coding region: 1-1221 (406 amino acids)
Molecular function (GO): hydrolase activity, acting on ester bonds
Source: RefSeq, a predicted model, not a curated record
AUGCCGGCCAGUCCACCCUCUUCGGAGCUUCAAGACACCGAUGCGUUCCCGUGGGAUCUCGGCGUCUAUGACGCACAUUGUCAUCCGACAGACACAAUGGCGUCGAUUGCGGAUAUAGCAUCCAUGAGCGCCAGAACUCUUACGAUUAUGGCCACACGAGGCCAAGAUCAAGGGCUCGUGUAUGACUCGACAUUCACAGUGAAUAAGCAGGCCGGCCAUGCCAGUGAAGAGGAUAAAGUGAUACCAGCAUUCGGCUGGCAUCCAUGGUUCUCAUAUCAGAUCGUGGACGAUAGCAGUGCUGCCAAUCCCACAGGGAAAGAUGCGCAUUAUUCAGCCGUCCUUGCGCCGUCGCCUGCCGAAGACGUUGAGUUUUUGAAGAAUCUUCCAGAGCUCAAAAUUCUCUCUGCACUGGUCGCCGAGACUCGGGACCGGUUGAGACAAUUCCCACAUGCACUGGUGGGCGAGGUGGGCUUGGACAAGUCCUUCCGAUUACCCGGAUCAUGGACUCGAGAGGAUCUCGAGGCUCGCGACGAGCAAAUGACUCCGGGCUCACGAGAAGGGCGCCGUCUGUCCCCAUAUAAAGUCAAGCUGGAUCACCAGCGACUAGUAUUGAAAGCACAGCUACGCCUAGCGGGGGAGAUGCAGCGUCCCGUCUCAGUGCAUAGCGUACAAUCUCAUGGAGCGGUUUUCGAAGUAUUACGAGAACUAUGGAAGGGCCAUGAACGGAAGACCAUGUCUCGACGGGAACGCGCGAGACUGCAAGACGCCGAAGGAGCCCUUUCUGAUGACGAGAGUCUCCCCGAUGUCGAGCAUCUCCAGGGAAAUAAAGAUGAUCUUCAAGAGCAGCAAAGGUCCACCACUAUGCGCAAUACAGACAGUGCACAACCCUUACCCUUCCCGCCGCGCAUCUGCAUGCACUCCUACUCUGGCCCCGUGGAGCCCAUCCGCCAGUUCUUGCAUGAGUCGAACCCGUCCGACGUCUAUUUUUCGUUCUCGGCCGUCAUCAAUUUCAGCGGCCUGUCAUCCGCAAAGGCUCUGGAUGUGAUCAAGGCGUUGCCAUCCGAUCGUAUAUUGAUCGAAAGUGAUCUUCACAUUGCGGGAAAGCGGAUGGACAAUCUAUUGGAAGAUGCAGCGCGGCAAAUUUGUCGAGUACGCGGGUGGGAGCUGCGAGAGGGGGUGCAGCAACUCGCUGAAAAUUAUAAACGCUUUAUCUAUGGAUAA